Molecule: messenger RNA, 1200 nt
Organism: Lichtheimia ornata
Lineage: Eukaryota; Fungi; Mucoromycota; Mucoromycetes; Mucorales; Lichtheimiaceae
Exons: 2
Coding region: 1-1200 (399 amino acids)
Molecular function (GO): protein binding
Source: RefSeq, a predicted model, not a curated record
AUGGACCUCUCCUCCAUUGUCAACACUGCAACAAGUAACCACUCAUUGUGGUCGACCCAUGCUCAUCCCACAGCCACCCCUGCUGAUGAAGCGGUUAAAUUGUGUGGUUUAUUUGAUCCUCCUUCUGAAUGGACACCAGCUUCGGCUUCAUACCGCAAUCGUUGUCCAUCACAUCCAUCAUUGCCCCCAAACUCACCACCACUUCUUUUGGCUUCGGAUAUCGAGGAAUGUCGAUCCCAAAACAGCAAAGUGUUUCAGUUUCAUCUUGAGCGAUCCAAGGCCAUUCCAACAUGGAGCAAUACAACGUCGACAACAUCAUUGAAAGUAAAACCAAGCAAACCAAUCAUCAACAAAGCACAACGACGACACAUGCCAUAUACAAAACCAAAAGGCGAUUACAACCGAAAACAAUCCAACGUAUCACAUCUCCCACCUUCACCACCAUCAUCUUCUGCAUCUUCACCACAACCAUCAUCCACAGCCGAUGACGUCGAGAUGAUGAAUGUAAAGACAUCCAUUCCAACAGCACGUACCAAACAGCGACCUGUACGAAGCAUUGAUCCUAGUUCAUCUGAAAAUGCAUUUGCAUUAUGCUUUGGAGCUGCACAGGUGCGGUUGUAUGCACAACAACAAAUGGCUCGUAAGCAUGCAAGGAUUGAUGCCAUUAAUGACCCCAAUAAAGAAGGAUCCGACAACAACGCCCUCAUGACCAACAAAUCCGACACAAGAAAUGUUGGCUCAAAAGUUGAUCAGCACAUGACAAAAGCAACAACAUCGACACAGCAGGAUCGUCACAUGAAAAAGGCAAAAACAGAGGCUGCUGUUGCAUACGACAAUAUCGAUAUCCAUGUGCCUGAUUCUCAAGUGUUUGACCCAGAAUGGAUGCCUAGCUUUGAUGUUUUCAAUGAAAAGCCCGUUCGUGUCGUAUGGAAAGGCACACCGCUUUCAAUCGAAAAGUAUGAGUUUUAUGACCAACUACACCCUGGCGAGGUGACAAUUGCAUCCACCUUACGUUUGUUGCCCGAGCAGUAUAUUCGUUGUAAGCGUGUCCUUAUCCUCGCAGCACAAGAAGCUCAUAAGGAAGGUACCCCCUUCCGCAAAUCCGAGGCACAAAAGUUAUGUCGCAUUGAUGUCAACAAGGUCAGCACGCUUUGGAGUACUUUUGGCAAGUUAGGUUGGCUUGGUGCUUCAUCCCGUUGA